Messenger RNA from Capsicum annuum, 515 nucleotides. RefSeq names its product serine/threonine-protein kinase TOR-like. Lineage: Eukaryota; Viridiplantae; Streptophyta; Magnoliopsida; Solanales; Solanaceae. The transcript has 2 exons. Bases 45 to 500 code for a protein of 151 amino acids. The record is from RefSeq and is a predicted model, not a curated record.
AUCAGCAAAAGAAGUAUGGGUAGAUAGGAGUGUGAAAAAGAAGCAUGGGUAGCAACUCUCAGGCGAUCCGCUAUCCAAUUGCAACAACCGGUGCCGAAAAUAUUGAUGCUCUUAAUAGAGUUCUUGCUGACCUAUGUACCAGAAGCAAUCCUAAGGAUGGGGCUUCAUUGACCUUGAGGCGGCUUGUAGAGGAAGAAGCUCGUGAUCUUAGUGGAGAAGCUUUUGCUUGUUUCAUGGAUCAUCUAUACGAACGCAUUACUACAUUUCUUGAUAGUAAUGAAGUUUCUGAAAAUCUGGGAGCAUUAAGGGCUAUUGAUGAGCUAAUAGAUGUCACCAUCAGCGAAAAUACAUCAAAAGUGGCAAAAUUCUCCAAUUACAUACGCGCUGCCUUUGAAACAAAGCGUGAUCCUGAAAUCUUGGUCCUUGCUAGUAAAGUUCUUGGUUACCUAGCUAGAUCUAGUGGUGCAAUGACUGCAGAUGAAGUAGAGCGUCAGGUGUAGCGUUUUGAUGCUUCA